Messenger RNA from Hippoglossus stenolepis (Pacific halibut), 2812 nucleotides. RefSeq names its product matrix metallopeptidase 9 (gene mmp9). Gene Ontology annotation, molecular function: zinc ion binding; metalloendopeptidase activity. Gene Ontology annotation, cellular component: extracellular matrix. Lineage: Eukaryota; Metazoa; Chordata; Actinopteri; Pleuronectiformes; Pleuronectidae. The coding region runs from base 182 to 2224 and encodes 680 amino acids. The transcript is spliced from 13 exons. The record is from RefSeq and is a predicted model, not a curated record. Gene Ontology annotation, biological process: collagen catabolic process; extracellular matrix organization; proteolysis.
CUAAGGGCACAAAGCAGAGAGACAACAGCAGGAGCCACCGGUCAAAACAAAGAGGAAAGCCAACGACACUGAUCUUCAAGGGGCUUUUUCAUUUCAUUUGGCUGACUGAGCACUUGCUCCCUGCGGGGCUCUUUUUGUUUGUUUUCUCACAUUUUUUCAGCAAUCCAAAGUAGCUCUCAUCAUGAGAUGCUGCGCUUUAGCUGUGUGUUUAGUUUUGGGGAUAAGCAUCCAGGACGGAUGGAGCAUUCCCCUCAGGACCGUCAGCGUCACCUUCCCAGGAGACAUCCUCAAAAACAUGACUGAUUCGGAUUUGGCAGAAACUUAUCUGAAGAGGUUUGGCUACUUGGACAGCUUGCAACGCAGUGGCUUCCAGUCGAUGGUGUCCACCUCCAAGGCUCUGAAGAGGAUGCAGAGGCAGAUGGGGCUGGAAGAGACUGGAGAGCUGGAUAAGUCCACCAAGGAGGCCAUGAAGCGGCCUCGCUGUGGGGUUCCCGAUGUGGCCAACUACCAAACCUUUGAUGGAGAACUCAAAUGGGACCACAAGGACGUCACUUAUAGGAUCCUUAAUUAUUCUCCAGACAUGGAGAGCUCCCUGAUUGAUGAUGCCUUUUACAGAGCCUUCAAGGUGUGGAGUGAUGUGACCCCUCUAACUUUUACACGCCUCCUUGACGGAACAGCUGACAUCAUGAUCUCAUUCGGUAGAGCAGACCAUGGAGACCCAUACCCAUUCGAUGGUAAGGAUGGCCUUCUGGCUCAUGCUUAUCCCCCUGGUGAGGGGAUCCAGGGAGACGCUCACUUUGACGAUGAUGAGAACUGGACCCUGGGUAAAGGACCAGCUGUGAAGACGCGCUACGGGAAUGCGGAUGGUGCCAUGUGCCACUUCCCAUACACUUUCGAGGGCAAGUCCUACACCACCUGCACCACUGAUGGCCGCUCAGACAACCUGCCAUGGUGCGCCACUACAGCUGAUUUCAGCAGAGACCAAAAAUAUGGCUUCUGCCCAAGUGAACUUCUCUACACAAUUGGAGGAAACGCAGGCGGAGCUGAGUGUGUCUUCCCCUUCAUCUUCCUGGACCAGGAGUUUGACAAAUGUACCACAGAGGGCCGCAGUGAUGGUUACCGCUGGUGUGCCACCACAGGCAACUUUGACAAAGACCAGACGUAUGGAUUCUGUCCCAGUCGAGACACCGCUGUAAUCGGUGGCAAUUCAGAGGGAGAGCCCUGCCACUUCCCCUUUGUGUUCCUGGGAAAAGAGUAUGACUCCUGCACCAGUGAGGGACGAGGAGAUGGCAAGUUGUGGUGCAGUACCACUGACAACUAUGACGAUGACACGAAAUGGGGUUUUUGUCCUGACCAGGGUUACAGUCUGUUCCUGGUGGCAGCCCAUGAGUUUGGUCACGCUCUCGGCCUGGAUCACUCCAACAUUAGAGAGGCUCUCAUGUACCCCAUGUACAGCUAUGUGGAAGACUUCUCCCUGAACAAAGAUGACAUUGAAGGCAUUCAGUAUCUCUAUGGAAGCGGAACAGGCCCGGAUCCCACCCCUCCUCAGCCCAACUCCCCCACCACCACCCCCUACCCAGAACCUGAAACGACUGGACCCACCACCACACCUCAACCUGUCGAUCCAACCAGAGACGCUUGCAAGUUGCCCAAAUUUGACACCAUCACUACAAUUGAGGAAGAACUUCACUUUUUUGAGAACGGAAAUUACUGGAAGAUGCCCAGCAGGGGUGAUGGAGCAGUCAAGGGACCGUUUUCUCUUUCGAAGAAGUGGCCAGCUCUGCCAGCGGUCAUUGACUCUGCUUUCGAGGACCUUCUGACCAAGAAGAUGUACUUCUUCUCAGGGAACAGAUUCUGGGUGUACACAGGGCAGAGUGUUCUGGGGCCCCGCAGCAUUGAGAAGCUCGGCCUCCCCGCCAGCAUUCAGAAGGUGGAGGGAGCUCUGCAGAGAGGGAAGGGCAAAGUGCUGCUCUUCAGUGGGGAGAACUUCUGGAGGCUUGACGUGAAGGCCCAGAAAAUCGACAAUGGGUACCCCAAGUACACAGAUGUCGUCUUCGGUGGCGUCCCCAAUGACGCUCAUGAUGUAUUCCAGUACAAUGGUCACCUCUACUUUUGCCGGGACCGCUUCUACUGGCGUAUGAACUCCCGCAGACAGGUGGACCGUGUUGGCUACGUGAAAUAUGACCUCCUCAAGUGCUCUGAUUCUGCAGGCUACCAGUACUGAGCAGAUGAACCCACAGGAAUGAGCUCAAAAUUGGGUCAUCAGGGAGAAUGUGAUGCAGUAUUUGUGUGUAGUGCCUGUUGUAUGAUGCAUGUGCUUUCUGGGAUGUAAAUAAUUGACCAUCAUUGCUGUUGGUACUAAAACAUACAGCACCGGCCCAACAAUCAGUCAAAGGCCCAAUACAGGAAAGCAAAUUGUGAUCUUUGACACUGACUUGCCCUCAGUCAGAUUAUCUGUGAACUCAUAAUGUUAUGGUAGCCUAAAGUCUGAGACCAAUAACCACAACUUAACUAUUCUCAAAAGCUGUUUGGAUCCGAUUCCAAACAAUUUCUUUAUGUCUGACGGGUUCAGACUCUCAACAGUAUUAGAUUAUUUUGGUAUUUAUAGUAAUAUCUUUUAUUUUUGUGUCCUAAAGCUUAUUUGUUUUGUGUAAUUCUAUUUGUGUUUUUCUCAAGAUGGCUUCAGAGCCAAUUAAUUGCACUGGAAGACAAUGCAUGUCUCCUUCACUGAAAUUAUUUAUGUAACUGAUGUGUUUUGUAUUACAAGUUUUAACUUUAAAUGCAAUAAACAUUUCUUGGAAACUUCCUAUAA